Molecule: messenger RNA, 7582 nt
Organism: Sceloporus undulatus (fence lizard)
Lineage: Eukaryota; Metazoa; Chordata; Lepidosauria; Squamata; Phrynosomatidae
Gene: AFF1
Product: AF4/FMR2 family member 1
Exons: 21
Coding region: 259-3903 (1214 amino acids)
Biological process (GO): regulation of gene expression
Cellular component (GO): nucleus; super elongation complex
Source: RefSeq, a predicted model, not a curated record
CAGAGUUUGGGGAGGAUUGAACCAGAGGAGGAAGGAGGCUGAGCUUAGCAAGCGAGGAGGAAGGCUACUCUGUUGCCUUUGGGGCUGGGGAGGGAGAGAGGAAGGAAGGAAGGAGAAAGGAAGGAAGAAAGAAAGAAGGGAAGGCUCCCAGAGGGGAGCACAGAGGACUGCCCUCUCUCUCCUCAGCCCCAAAUGGCGGAGGGGUUUUGGGGAGGGAAGGGCUGAUGGAGAGGAGCCCACUCCCUGGCUAACUUCACCAUGGCUGCCCAGUCAAGCUUGUACAAUGAAGAGAGGAAUUUGCUCCGCAUCCAAGCAAAAGAGAGGAGGAACCAGGAAGCUCACCAGGAAAGAGAGACGUUCCCUGCAGCUAUUCCCCUCUUUGAAAAACCUUACAAGAUUAACAAAGCAGAUGAACUGUCUAGCAGAAUUCAAAAAAUGUUUGGCGAUUAUGAAGAGAUGAAGGAACUCAUUGCUGCAAGGUCCCAGCAGAAUUACAUAGGGAUCCCAGAGAGUGUCAUGUCUCUGAUCCCUCCGCACAAACCAGAUCGUCCACUCUUCCCCGGAAAGACCAGCAGCACACUACCCCCUUCAUUCCAGAACAACUAUCAUCACAAGCCUUUGGGACCUCUCCCUUCCAGUGCUCCCUCAGCAGGAAAUUCUGUGCACUACCAAAAAGCCCACUCGAGGAUUGACUCAGUCUCACAAAGUAGUGGGAUGUCCAGCCAUCAGAGGCAAAGUCAGGAGCUGAGCUGCAAGACUCAAGAAGUCCAAAGUAGCAGGCGCCAGCAGAAAAGCGAAAAAUGCAUUGAAGAAGAUAUUGCACGUGAGGUGCAAGCCUCCCUUUUGGAACUUUCUCCCCUGCUGUCCACAUUGUCUUCCCCUAUUGCACCUUUGUCCCCUCUACAUUCCGGCCAACGCAUCAAUUCCAGGCCUCAGAGUAGCAGCAACAACAAAAAACCUGGACAGAAUAGCUCCCCUCCUCAGGAGCUGGUGGCUGGAACAUGUGAUAAAGAAACCCAGGACAGUGUGAGUGCUCCUGUAGCUGUUGCUGCCCAACCUUCCACCCAGACAUUUCCCUCGUCCUUGUCCUCCAAAACCAGUGCAAUACAGCAGAAACCGACUGCCUACGUCCGGCCAAUGGAUGGUCAAGAUCAGGCACCAGAUGAGUCUCCAGAGCUCAAGCCUCUACCCAAGGAAUAUCAUGAAUCAUCCUAUGGGAAAAUAACUAGUUUAAAAGCAAACACCAAGACCAACUUACCCAAACUGAAAAUACCUGCUGAACCAGUUGAGCAAUCUUUCUCCAAUGAAGUCCAUUGUGUUGAAGAAAUUUUAAAGGAAAUGACCCAUUCAUGGCCACCUCCUUUGACAGCCAUCCAUACACCUAGCACAGCUGAGCCUUCAAAGUUUCCUUUUCCUGCAAAGGAAACCCAGCAUGGUGGAUCAGAUAUACAGAGCCAGAAGCAAUAUGAUGCACCUUCUAAGACGCUGUCUGCCUCUCAGCAAGGGACAUCAACACUGCUUGAGGAUCUACAGCUCAGUGACAGUGAAGAUGGUGAUGAUGACCAAGUCAGUGUUUCCGAUAAGCCAUCUUCCGCUUCAACCCCUCCAAGUGUCCCACCAUCGCAGCCUGAAAGUGUGGCAUUGGCACAUUCCAGCAGUCCAGAGUCGGGGAGCACAAGCGAUUCAGACAGUUCCUCUGACUCUGAGAGUGAGAGCAGCUCUAGUGACAGUGAAGCAAAUGAUCCUCCAACAAGAGCCUCCACACCUGAGCCUGAUCCACAAGCAUCUACCAGAUGGCAGCUGAAAAACUGGCUGAGACCCAAUGAGAGUGUGCUUGAAGAUGACCAUAGCAGGGGAAGUCUCCAGGAGGGCAAAGGGCAAGAGAAAACUUUCAGCUCUGGGAGUUGCAACAGCAGCAAAAGGGAAUGUCCCCCACCAGCAGACAGUCACUCCAAAACUGGCAGCAAAGCUCCUAUUCCUGGCCCAGAGGUACACCUCCCUACCAAGCGGAGCUACCAGAAGCCUCCUGUGCACACGGAGGAGCCCUUCCACCAGACUGUGGGGAGCAAGCAGCCUCGGAAGUCCAUCAAAGCUACGGUACCAGAGGAGCCAAAGAGAGGCUUGACAGUAGAAAGUGAGCCCCCUGGCCCAUAUGGGGCCAAGGACCAGUCUUCCAAAGACAAACCCAAGGUGAAAACAAAAGGGAAGCUCAAGUCUGGUGAGAAGAAAGAGCUCAGACCUACUGCACCGCAGCCUUUGGAAAAGAAGAAGCACAAGAAUUUGAACCCGACCACUGUUCAAUCAUUUUCAGAUCGCAACACUGCAAAGGACAAUGUGGUUGGCAGUGCCUUGGAACAAUUGCCUCUCAGCCCCCUAAAUGAAACCCCCAGGGUUCCUGUCAGCAGCAGAAGUAGCAGCAGCACUAAAGGGUCUGUUGUGGUAAGAGAGGACAUUCACAGAGACAAGUUUCUCUUGCCUGUCAGGGAUAAGAAGUUACUUUCACCCUUAAGGGAUUGCCCAGUCCCUUCUGCACUUGUGGUUAAAAUUGAACUUGCUCUUCUCUCACGGAUCCCACAGCCACCUGGGAAGAUGGCCUGCCCCAAAAGGCCUGAAGGCAGAGACAGCCACAGUAUGAACAAGCAGGAUGCAGACAAGAGGAGUGUGGAUAUGCCAAGCAAGUGUCUCAAAAGGAGGAAGGAAGAUGCUUUGAAAAAUGAUCAGAAAAAAGCCAAGCUGGAUAAAGAAACCAAAUCAUCCUCAUCAUCAGGUCAUAAAGACUCCAGUAAAACCAAGAUUUCAAAGCCAUCUGUAGAGACACAAAGAAAAGAGAUGCCACUGCCUCCACUUCCUCUUUCAUCUCCCAUGCAGCCUGUCCAGAAGCCAGCCAAGAUUGCUCAGAAGAGGCCAAAGGGUGAAAGCGGUGCCUGCAGCCAGCCUUCUGAACCCAUUCUCAGCACUGCCAAGAGCAAGGAAAGCCACAAAGAUUUGUCAUCCUCCAAGCACAGGAGACUGGAGGGGAAGCCUUCCGAAAGCUCAAAAAGCAACAAAGGAUCUGCAGAGGAUGUUCCAAACCCUUUCCCAGUGCCUUCUUUGCCAAAUGGUACCUCCAAGCCAACAAAACCUCAAAGCAAGCCGCACAAACUCAAUCCAGUGGAAUUUUACAUAAAGGAGGCCAAAAGGUUGAAGCACAAAGCAGAUGCAAUGACAGAUAAAGUUGGGAAGGCCUUCAAGUACUUGGAUGCUGCCUUGUGUUUCAUUGAGAGUGGCAUUGCAAUGGAGUCAGAUCCCUUCUCACCAAAGCCAGCCUACAGCAUGUUUGCAGAGACCAUAGAACUCAUCAAAUUCAUAAUGGCAUUCAAAUCCUUUGCGGACCCUUCAACAACCACGCCUGAAAAAAUCUUCAUUGUGUUUUGCAUGCGCUGCCAAGCCAUUCUGUACAUGGCCAUGUUUCGCUACAAAAAGGAUACAGCAAUAAAGUAUUCCCGGACCCUUAAUGAACACUUCAAGAGUUCUUCGAAAAUUACACAAGCACCUUCUCCGUGUGUCGCAAGGAGCACUGGCACACCUUCUCCUCUUUCCCCGACACCCUCUCCAGCCGGCUCUGUAAGCUCCCAGACAGGCUCCAGUGCCAGCAGCUGUGGAAGUGGUGGCAUUGGUGCUUCCAUCAAUGUUCCUCAUUAUAUCCCAACCAUCACCUCUUCCUUUGUCAACAUCACUUCUUAUAUUCUCUAUGCCUAUGAUCUCUGGGAACAAGCUGAUGUUUUGGCCAGGAGGAAUAAGAAAUUUUUUUCUGAGCUCAAUGCUGCCGCCUGCAAUCUCUCAUUGAACAGCAGUAUGAUCGAACUUGUGCACUACACCCGGCAGGGUCUGCAGUGGCUGAGACUGGAACCAAAUACGCCUUAAUGGGUGCUUUGAGGUGAGAACCUUGCCUUGGACUCUCUUGCACUUUGAAUGCCUCAGAAACAGCCUCAUUGGUGGACUUGAUGAAUUCAGAAAAAGCACCUGGAACAAGGUUGGAUGAAGCAUGAUGGUAGAGAUCUGGCACCACUGGAAAACUUUUUAAGGACUACAUUUCUCUGGUGCCAAGUGGAGAAGAGGCCUCAAAGUGGAGGAUGCCUUUCUUUCAAUGGACAAAGUGCAAUUUUCUCUUUUUAUUUUUGUUUUCUUUCCCAACCCCUUCAUAGUUUCAUUGUGUCAAUGGUCUAUAAACAUUUCUACAAAUAAAUAACCAGCAAGAUAAAAACAAAAGAAAAAAACACCAAUCCACAUGAAGAAGUGCUGAUGAGAAAGAAAUCUGCCUCCCAAAGAAUUAUCUGCAACGCCUCAUACUGAUGUGAAGAUGUUUGUGGGCCCAGCACACAAUUUCCCACCACUGCACACUUUUUUUUUCCCUUUCAUGCAAAACCAAAAAAGGAAGAAGCAAUUUGUCAUAUGCAUUCUGGUUGCAGGAUGGGAUGAACAGAGAAAUCGGGAGCAAGGGAGGGGAAUUCUUCAGCAGCAAGCCUUCUGUUUCAAUGCAAACUGCCUCUUCCCCUCUUUUCUUGGCUUUUAAAUUCAAAAUGGCAAAACUACCUUCCUGUCUCCCCACCUGCUAUCUGUAGCCUUUUGUUGCACUACUAAUACCCUUUCCCUUGCUGGUUGGUGUGUGGCCCAUGAUAAGCUACCAGGCAUUCUAGCUGAUCUCCUCCCACCUGCCAAUCCCGCCAUUUUACUUAUUCCAUGUGGUGGCCACAGUGCACUAGUCUCAGCUGUCAUGUUUUCUUGUGAUAUUGCACGUUCUUGGGGACAAAGUUCAUAAAGAAAACAGGAAAGCUGGGCUGCAUGCCAGAAGCCAUGGUGAGCAGAGGAUGUAUAGUGUAGGUGAUGUUCACCCCUCUCCCAGUGGACUGGCAACUUGCAGUGUGGGCUACCUGACCCCAUAACCUGAGUUGAUACUGCACUAAUGAAUUGAACUGGAAUUGCUUGCAAGCUGCUGGCAUUAAGUACUUCAAAAAUGCUGUUCUGUUAGUUUUCCCUUGGUCCAUUCAAUGGACACACUCCACUCACAAAAUGUUUCAGCAAAUGGUUUUAGUCCAACCUUAUAAAGCAAGCACAGAUAAGGGUUGCAGGGUGUGUGUGUCUUUCCACAGGAAACUCUCUAAGAAAUUCCUUUAUAUUUGGAAGAAGGAGGGCUGAGCAACCAGAAAGGCCAAUACUAGCUGUACAGAUGUGAUUUUCCAUUUUGGAUCCUUAAGAUGGGAGAAAUGUUGCAGUGUACGACUCUGGUCCAUUUCCUCUGAAAUGGCAGGGCCAAGUGUUUGCCUUUGACUGACACUGCACUAGUUUCUAUUUAUCCUGACCAUAGGAUUUGGUAUGAUACCUUCCUUUUAAAACAUUUCCAUUUCCCCAAACACAAUUUCCAUUGGUUUUGGAUUCCGCCUCUAGAGAUCCAAAUUAAAGAAUCAUCCAUUUUGUCAAACUGUUUCCUCCUUGUAUAGAUUGUAGAAUUCUCAACUGAAGAGUGUGCCUUGAGGACUGCUACAUACUAUAGCUGUCUUUUGACCCUUAUUUAGUGUAAUGCUUGUUAAAUUUUUGUUCCCUUCUCUCAGUGGUGCCUUACAACUCCUAUUUGCUUCUGUCUUCAGCUGACCAGUCAAGACAGAUCAGUGGGAACAUCUUCCAAAUAAAUUGUUCUUGAGCGUGGUACUAGAUUUUUGUUUUUGGCUGACUCCUAGUGUCAAGUCAGUCAUUCCUAUGCUUGUCCCAUAUAAGAAUAGAAUUGCCUUUUGUAUGGGGUAGAAGAUGUGCUCCUGUUUAGAAGGCUCUGUUCUGUACCGCUGAGGAUUGCUAAAAUGCCAGUAAUUCUCAUGGCUCCUGCAAUUCUAAAAGGUUCGCCUUAGGCUAUUUUCCUCAUCUCAAGGUGAAUUAUUCUUAGAUUUUAGCAUGAGACCAGCAUAAGGAAGCAGUUCUUACAGAUUGUCUUGGGAAACAUUAAAGCCUUAGCCAAUUUCAGCUAUAAGGUGUAGGACACCUAAAGUAGAUUCUAUAUUUUCCUCUUUGUUUCUUUUUUAUAUGUCAAGUGUUCCAAAAUUUCAUUCUGUUUUUCCCUUAUGCUGCAAUAAAUUUACAUCAGGAAUAAUAGCUAGAAAGACAGGAUGAAAGAGGGAAGAGAAAGAACAAUUUCUGCUUUUUUACAUCUGUUGGGUAAGGAGAUGGAUCUUCUCUGGUAUAUCCAUUCAUAUCCAGUUGGAAACAGUAACUUGUAUUUUAAAUCAGAAUAACUAAACAUUUAUUUAGUCAUAAAGAGUGGGGGGAAGAGCACAUCAGGAUGCUGGUCAUUCUGCAUUGCUGAGUUUUUGUCUGCCUUUUCUUGGUCAAAAUUGCAGCAUCAGGAUGGGAGAGAAGGACACUUGCUUCCAGGAGUCUUAGUACAGUCUCCAGAGUUGAAUGUUUCCAAGCUCCUAAGCCUAAGAAGCAGGCUAAUACUAAAUCUGCUUUUACUUUUAACUUGCAAAUCAUGUUUGCUGCUUCUCCCAGCCAACUGACCUCUGUAGUCUCAGGACUGUCCCUGUCCUCCCCACCCUGUUCACCUUGUUGCUGCUUUUACACUGUUAAAAUAUACAUUUAAAUUAACAAUCUCCAGUUGGCAAGGGACCCACUUUAACCUGCGUGCUGAGCACUUUAUCCAAGAGAAUGAUCUGUGAUGCUCCCUCUCCUAGCCAUUAUCUGCUCCCAAACAUGACUAAGCUUGUUCAAAUAGCAACCUUUGUGUCAGUGCUGGUUUUAUAUCCCUGUUGGGUGAUGCAAAAAUGAGCAUAGCCUAUGGGCUUCUCCUGAAACAAAGGGAAAAAAACCGAAACAAACUUAUUUGGGUCAUGUCCAGGAUGGCAAACCAAUUGGAGCACAGGUUCCCUCUUCAUUUUUGCAGGAGUUCAAUGAUCAUGUGGACAGCCUACUCCUGUACAUUCUGCCUUUUCUUUUUAUUUCAUGUGCAAUUGCAAGGGAGAGGUUGAUCUAUAUAUGGAUGAAAUUCAGGAAGCUCGUAUCCUCUUCUGGCAUUUCUUCCUUUUUCAGUUUAUAUAAUGAAAGACCAGCUGAAUGAGUGAUCAGAGAAAAAACACAACGUGAUCACUAAUCUGGUACUUGAAACUGAUAGAACUUCCACUAAUUCUGAGCAGGGGUUGGGAGCUUUCUAUCUGAGGAGCAAGAAACAAAUUGUUUUGCCAUUUUAAACACAGGUCACUGGAGCUGAACACUCAAAGCAGCCUCCUUUCCCAGAUAUUUAUUUAGAUUAAUGUAUUUAAAUUGUCAAUGUUCUAUAUGUCUAAGAUGCCAUUAUUUAAUGAUUUUUUCAAGUUCCAUUGACACUGGAGAUAUGGGCUGAAAGCUAAAUUGAAGACAAUUUAAUUAUUAAAGGGCAAUUUCCCCCCUCCCCUCCCCCUCUGUUUACUUGGUUUCUUUAUAAAAAUCUGUACAUUUAAAUUUAUUAUGGGGUGUUGUGUCUCCAUCUUGUAAAUAACAUUUUUCUGCCCUGUAUAUUGGUGGUAUUUCCAGGUUGAUUUGUUUAAUUCAUGUGGGGUAAUAAAAUAUGAAAUGAAACAGC